AAGACGGUGCGAGAGUGCCGUACUCGACAAGCUGGGUGUUGUGGGGGGCGGGGGCGAGCGAGACAGGCAAGAAGCAUACUUAAGCCAGCGUGGGGUGCAGAGACGCCGACUUGUCUUCCCCACCACCCUUUCCACCGCCACACCACCAUGCGCCUCGCUCUCCUCUUCUCGGUCCUCGCGACGGCCGCGUCGGCGCUCGUCGCUCCCCGCAACAACGACGGCUGCAUCACCCCCAAGGUCUUCAUCGUGUCCAUGUUCUCGCCCGAGGACGUGUGGACUGCCCCGCUCAAGCUCACGCACAACGUCUCCCUGCCCGGCCUUUCGCCCCUGUUCCCCUACGUCAACUGCAACGCCGCGCGCGACGUCUGUCACCUCAUCACGGGCGAGGGCGAGAUCAACGCCGCUGCGACCAUCAGCGCGCUCGUGCUCAGCGACAAGUUUGACUUGCGCAAGACGUACUUCCUCUUCGCCGGCAUCGCCGGGGUCAACCCGCAUAUCGCGACCACCGGCUCGGUCGGCCUCGCGCGCUACGCCGUCCAGGUUGCACUCGCGUACGAGCUCGACGCGCGCCAGAUCCCAUCCAACUGGACGACGGGCUACUGGGUCCAGGGGACCAAGCGUCCUGGCACGCUCGACGGCGCGGUCAUCUAUGGCACCGAGGUGUUCGAGCUCAACACCAACCUCCGUGACAAGGUCCGCGCGCUCAUCCCCUCGGACAUCAAACUGAACGACACGGCGACCGCGGCGGCGUACCGCGCGACGUACAACUACACCCCGGCCAACGCGCCCCCGGCCGUGUUCUACGGCGACGUCGCCACGUCCGACGUGUACUUUGCCGGCAACCUGCUCUCCGAGGCGUUCGGCAACAUUACGCAGCUGUGGACGAACAACACGGGCGUGUACGCGCUCACGGCGCAGGAGGACAACGCGUCCUUUGAGGCCAUGGUGCGCGCACACAAGGUCAAGCGCGUCGACUUUUCUCGUGUCGUCCUCAUGCGCACCGCGUCCGACUUUGACCGCGCGCCCACCGGCAAGAACGCGUACGACGCGUUCGUGGCCGACCAGGGCGGCUUCGAGCCCGCCGUCGAGAACAUCUUCGUCGCGGGCAACUACAUUGUCCAGGGCAUUCUCAAGAACUGGGGCGCGUUCAAGGGCGGCGUGCCAGCCCAGGACGGGUGGCUGCACGAUGCCGACAUCUUCCACACGCUCUCGAUGAAGCGCCGCGCACUUGAGCAGCGCGGUGUCGAGCGCCGCCGUGUGCAGCGCGGUGUCCCUCUCGUGCAGUAGUUGCAAGGACAGUUGUAGCAAGGACUCUGGGCUAGGUGACACCUGGUACAAUGCAUAUAGUGCUUUCUGUGA
This is a messenger RNA of Vanrija pseudolonga, 1359 nucleotides long. Its product is annotated as Purine nucleoside permease. Gene Ontology annotation, biological process: nucleoside metabolic process; transmembrane transport. Gene Ontology annotation, cellular component: endoplasmic reticulum. Bases 148 to 1287 code for a protein of 379 amino acids. The record is from RefSeq and is a predicted model, not a curated record. Gene Ontology annotation, molecular function: catalytic activity. The transcript is spliced from 4 exons. NCBI's taxonomy places the organism in Eukaryota, Fungi, Basidiomycota, Tremellomycetes, Trichosporonales, Trichosporonaceae.